Molecule: messenger RNA, 1304 nt
Organism: Syngnathoides biaculeatus (alligator pipefish)
Lineage: Eukaryota; Metazoa; Chordata; Actinopteri; Syngnathiformes; Syngnathidae
Gene: thoc6
Product: THO complex 6
Exons: 12
Coding region: 89-1171 (360 amino acids)
Biological process (GO): mRNA export from nucleus
Cellular component (GO): THO complex; transcription export complex
Molecular function (GO): protein binding
Source: RefSeq, a predicted model, not a curated record
UUUGUCUCACUACAAGUCCCAGAAUGCCAAGCCCCGUGACGUCAUAUUUCCGCGCUUCCGCAGCGAGCGCGCUCGACGCGACGCGACAAUGGGCCCCGUCGAGCUUCUGCACAUGUCGGUGUUCUCGCAAAGUUUUUCGCCGUGCGGACGCUUCUUGGCGGCGGGAAACAACUACGGAGAGAUCGCCAUCUUCAGUUUGUGUGCAGCUUUGAGUCCGGACGCGUCGGAGGCGGCUCGGAAGCCCGCGUUGACCUUUCCAGCUCACGACGGUCCGGUCUUCUGUCUGGAGUCGUUCGGCGGGCAUCUUCUGAGCGCCGGCGACGGGUCGGUCAGCGCCUGGAAUUGGGCCGAACUCAUCAAGAAGAACGUCAAAGCGCUGUGGACCAAGAGACCCCAGUACAAGGCCAACAUGGAGAUUCCCGAGAUCAACGCCAUGGUCGUCAACCCUCGAGACAACAGCGUGGUGCUCGGCGGCGGCGACAACAACGUUCACGUCUUGGACCUGGAGAACGGCGUCUUCAAGUCCGUCUUGCGGGGACACUCGGACUACGUUCACUGCCUGAGCGUGAGGGAGCGCGAGGGCGAGAUUCUGUCGGGCAGCGAGGACGGCGCCGUCCGGAUGUGGGACUGCAGGACGUCUCGGUGCGUCCACUGCGUGGAGGUGCACAAGUACCAAAAAUGUGCCCGCCCUCAGUUUGGCAAGUGGAUCGGCUGUUUGACGACCGACUCGGAUUGGAUGCUGUGCGGCGGGGGGCCGUCCCUUUCCCUGUGGCACCUUCGCUCUCUGACGCCGACGUCCGUCUUCGCGCUGAGCGGCUGCCAGAGACGAGCCAGCUUCUACCAGGACAUGAUUCUGGCGGUGGGCCAAGGUGCCGCGGUGUCCCACUGCCUGCUGGGGGGGGAGGUCAAGGCUCAGAUCCCGUGCACGCCCGACAACAUCAACAGCCUGGAGCUCAACGCCAACAGUGCGGAACACCAGGUAACAGGCCCGCUCGUCUUUUGGGUCAUUCGCUCCUCUGACAAUUUCAACUUGGCGGUUUUGUCACCAUUUUUCAGAAGAAAUCUGUCCCAUGUUGUCCCUAACCUGCAGUUUUAUUGUUACAGUGAACACUACGUGUGGGAAAUACGGGUUGUGGGUUCGGAUCCCACUGGGGGGGCCUCCGCUCCCUGAGAAGGGCAUCCGGUGUAAAAACGGUGCCAAACAUAUGCGCGUUCACCUGAGACGACACGCUGCGGCGAAGCCCACAGAAACCGCAACAAGCGGGAAACCAAACCGAACGUGGUUGACGUGGUCAUUGUUGGAG